Molecule: messenger RNA, 1875 nt
Organism: Chaetomium globosum CBS 148.51
Lineage: Eukaryota; Fungi; Ascomycota; Sordariomycetes; Sordariales; Chaetomiaceae
Exons: 2
Coding region: 1-1875 (624 amino acids)
Biological process (GO): mRNA splicing, via spliceosome
Cellular component (GO): U2-type spliceosomal complex; nucleus; precatalytic spliceosome
Source: RefSeq, a predicted model, not a curated record
AUGACCAAGAACCAAAUGCGCCGGGCGAAGAAGAAGGAGCAGAGGAAGGCCCAAGCCGACGGUGAACCAAAUGGUUCCAAGGAACCUGAGAUCAAGGAGGAGCCGACGAAAGACGAGACGCCCGUGGAUGGCGACAGCAGACCAACUGACCUCGAGGUCAAGAAGGACCCCGACGCGUCCGCCAAGAUCGAUGCCGACGGCCCAGUCGACGACCCCCUUCUAGCCGAGGACGAUCCCGCGUUUGCCGCAUACAAGACUGUUUUUGAAAGAUUUGGCUUGAGCUUGGACGAUGAGGAGGUCUCGAGGGAAGCCAACGCGGGGAACAAGGGCGAGGUCUUCUUCGACCAGGACGACGAGAUCCCUAGCGAGGAUGAAGAUGCGCAGCAGAAAAUGUCCAAAAAGAAACGGAAAAAGCUGAACAAGCUGUCCAUCGCCGAACUCAAGGCGUUGGUGCGGAAUCCCGAGGUUGUCGAGUGGCACGAUGUCUCGUCAUCCGAUCCUCGCCUCCUCGUCCAGAUCAAGGCGCAGCGCAACAUUGUCCCCGUACCAGGGCACUGGUCCUUAAAACGCGAAUACCUCUCCAGUAAACGGGGUGUCGAGAAGCCGCCCUUCAAGCUGCCCAAGUUCAUCGCUGAGACCGGUAUCACCGAGAUGCGCGAUGCCGUCCUCGAGAAGCAGGCGGAGCAGACACUCAAGCAGAAACAGCGCGAGAGGGUACAGCCGAAAAUGGGCAAGCUCGAUAUCGACUACCAGAAGCUCUACGACGCCUUCUUCCGCCAUCAAACAAAGCCGGACCUGACACGGUUUGGUGAUGUCUACUACGAAGGCAAGGAGUGGGAGGCAGACUACAAGGUGUUCAAGCCCGGCGACCUCAGCGAGGCAUUAAGGGAAGCGCUCGGUAUGCAGCCGGGUUUCCCCCCUCCGUGGUUGCUUCAACAACAACGCGUUGGCCCACCGCCCUCCUACCCAACCUUCAAAAUCCCCGGCCUCAACGCCCCUGUCCCACCCGGAGCAGCAUGGGGUUUCCAACCCGGUCAAUGGGGUAAACCCCCACUAGACGAAUACAACCGUCCUCUCUAUGGUGGCGACAUCUUCGGUAUCAUGGCCCCCGGCCAACCCGGCGCCGCGGCGCCCUACCAACAACAGCCGCAACAACCCCAAGCCGCAGCUGCCACCUCCCUCGCCGAGCCCGUCGAGCGCAGCCUCUGGGGCGAACUCCAACCCCCGGCCGAAGAGUCCGAGGAAGAAGAAUCCGAAGUAGAGGAGUCGGACGAGGAAGGCUCAGAAGCGGGCGACCUCCCACCGGGCGGCACCGACACGACCACCGGCCUCGAGACCCCCGGCGGGUACGCCAGCACCGUCCACGCCGACAUGCACGCGGCCCCCGCGGGCGUCGAAACUAGCAUGGCAGGCGAGUUCGACCUCCGCAAAACCCGGCGCGGCUUCGAGACGGAAGAAUCCUCCUACGGCGGGCCACGGCAAGCCUACACGGUCAUCCCCGAACGGCAGGGACGCGCGGAAGGCUUCUUCGGCAGCGACAAGACGUACGACCUAUCCAAGGGCGGCGCGGCGGGCGCUCCCCUCCCCGUACUCGGCAGCGGGCACGACAGCGACGACGGCGCGCGCAAGCGCAAGAAGCCCGGCGACGUGGACGUGGCGCUCGACCCGGACGCGCUCGCGGCGUCGGGCGGGCUGGACAAGGAGCAGCUGCGGCGCCAGUUCGAGGCCGGCCGCCGCGAGGAGGGCGUCGGCGCCCAGUGGAGCCGCUCCGCGGCUUACGAGGAGGACCUGAGCGAUAUGAUCGCCCAGGAGAGCCGGAAGCGGCAGCGGAGGGAGGAGGAGCGCCGGGGGGAGCGGGAGAAGGGGAGGAGGUAG